AUGACUACUCGUGAAAUACUGACUCUUCAACUUGGUCAUUAUUCAAAUUACGUAGGUGCACAUUUUUGGAAUAUACAGGAACUUGGUUUUGAUUAUACGGGUACCAAGAAAAGUGAAUGUAACAGUGAUAUUUUAUAUCGAGAGGGGCAAAAUACCAAAGGGCAGAUUACUUAUACACCUAGAUUGCUAUUAGCUGACUUAAAAGCUGCCUUAAAGACUCUUCCUGCGAGUGGCGGUUUACCUGAUGAAAAUAUACAAGAAGAUUUUCACUGGAAUGCAAUUGAAAAAAUUCAAGAACCUAAAGCAGAAAAAAACGAAUUCCUAAGAGAUAUUGACACAAAGGCUGCAAGUGAUGUAAUUUCAAAAAAAUAUACUCUAGAAAAUGAUAUCAGUACAUGGACAGAUUACUUAUACACUAGACUACAUUCCAGAUCCAUUAAUAUUAUAAAGGAUUAUCAGCAUGGAAAUGAAAAUGUAAGUUUUGAUCUUUAUCACACUGGAAAAUCAAUAUGGGAACAGGAAUUUGGUGAAACAUUCUCAGAUAAGAUCCGUAAAUAUGUUGAAGAAUGUGAUAGCAUGCAAGGCUUUCAAGUGAAUUUUGAUUGCACAGAUGGUUUUUCAGGACUUGCUCUAAGCAGCAUUGAACAUCUGGUUGAUGAAUAUUCUAAACCAAUACUGGCUCAUCCAAUAAUUGCUUCUUACUUUUCUGAUAAUAAUCCCACAACACAAGAGGAAAGGGACAUAUCUAAUAUAAAGGAUACAAUAAGAUUAGUAAACAUUGCUUUUUCUAUUGAAGAGCUAUCCCAGCAUGCCACAUUUUUUGUUCCCCUUUGUACUGGAGAUAAAGGAUGGAGAAAACCUGGUAAUGUAAGAGCAUUUGAGUACCUCAACUAUAAUUCAGAAUUGUAUUAUCACUCAUCUGCUAUUUUAGCAUCUGCCAUAGACACACUUAGUCAGAAAUAUAGACAUAAAAGUAAUUUUUAUACAUUAUCAGAUGUAUGUACCGAUAUGACAGGUUUUGGCAGAAAGAUGGCUGCAGCUUCACUUGGACUUCCGUUCGCCAUGAAUGAAUCACAAUAUUUAAUAGAUUAUUUAAAUACUAACACAAAACCUAUUUACACACCCAUAACACCCAGUUGUAAAAUUGCUACAGAUAAAAUUUUUCAGCUUAUCACUGUUAGAGGAAUACCAGAAAAUUAUUUGAAAGCACCAAUGAAAGAAGCAAGAGAGCAAAUGAAUUUGCCAGCUUAUAAGUGCAAUAAUGUUAAAGAAAUGUUUGAAUUAUAUUUUCAAGCAAAUAAUUUUCUAUCCGCUACAAAUGUAACAGUAUGUGAACAGCCCUUAGAAUUAAAAACACCAUAUCCACAAAUAUUUUCAAAGAGCUUAAAUAAAUAUGGUUUUAUUUCUGAGGAAAGUAAUCUAAUGAAAGUUGAGAGUUGUCCUGUUAUAGCAGGGUACCAUAAUGGAACCUUUUUAUCUGACAUGAUUGAAAAACUACACAGGGAAGUGAGCAGAAUAAAAUUUGCUAAAUUACACAAGUUUCUGGAGGAAGGUUGUGAAGAAGCCGAAUUUAAGGAGCGUUUAGAUAAGCUUUCUGAAUUCAAAGAUAAUUAUGAAGAUGACUUUGAAUUAUGA
Messenger RNA from Parnassius mnemosyne (clouded apollo), 1635 nucleotides. The record is from the annotation of a GenBank genome assembly. NCBI's taxonomy places the organism in Eukaryota, Metazoa, Arthropoda, Insecta, Lepidoptera, Papilionidae.